AUGAGAAAAAAGUAACUUGAAAGAGAUGAUGAGGGAAAUUUAAUCAUGAAUGAAUAAAAUAUAAUUGAUAUUUGUGAAAAAGAAGGUUUAUAUGAGUAUCCAGAACUUAAUACAAAAUUAUACUUACAUUUUAAAGGUAAUUUGAUAUUUUGAAAUUUAAAAGCUUUUAGAAAAAUUGGAGGAUUAGACAAUUUCUUAAAUGUUAAGACUCUUUGGUUAGAAAAUAACUUCAUUACAAAAAUAGAAGGAUUAGAUAAUCUUUAGUAAUUAACACAUCUAUUUCUAUAAAAUAAUCUUAUUACUAAGAUUGAAGGUUUGAGAGAAAAUGUAGAAUUACUUACAUUAAAUCUAUCUCAUAACUGUAUUAAAGUAGUUGAAAACUUAUAAAAACUCUAAAAACUUUCUAGUUUGGAUUUAUCAACUAAUAAAUUUAAAUCAGUUUCUGAUAUUUGGGAAUUAGAAUUAAAUUCUUAAAUAUCUAAUUUAGAUUUAUCAAAUAAUAUGCUUGAAUUUGAAGGUGAACAUGAUGAUGAUCCAUUAUUAUUAGUUUUUAAAAAAAUGAAAAAAUUAAAAUGUCUUUACUUAUAACAAAAUAAUUAUAUAAGACAUAUUUAAAAUUAUAGAAAAGUAAUAAAAUCUAAUUAAUUUUAGUAUUAUCUAGCAAAUUUACCAGAAUUAACUUAUUUAGAUACAUAACCAGUAUUUCCUUAAGAAAGAAGAAUAGUAGAUGCAUGGGGUAAAUUUGGAAAAGAAGGAGAAUUAAAUGAAAGAUAAAGUAUUUAAAUAAUUUAUUUAUUAGAAAUAAAAGAAGAAGAAGAUGCAAAGAAAAAAGAAUAUAGAGAAGAAAUAAGAAAAUAAUUGCCUAUUCAUUUGUAAAGCAAAAUUAAUUUCUUUUAAAAAAAUAUAAUCACUAUUGAAAAUGAGAUUUAAGAAAUGGAACUUAGAAAAUAAAAUCAUUUAGUUUAAAAUAGCUAAGAAAUUGAAAUUACAUUUUUAGAAGCUUCUAUAAAUUAAAAAUAAUCUUAACUUAAUGAAAUGAAUGAAUUAUUAAAUAAUAUGAGAGUAAGACAAAUAAGAUAAAAUUCACUCACUGAAUCUCAAUUAAUUGGAUAGUAAAUAGAUCAAUAAGAGAAAAUACAAAUUUAACUUGAUGAAUUAGAUUGA
Messenger RNA from Paramecium sonneborni, 1164 nucleotides. NCBI's taxonomy places the organism in Eukaryota, Ciliophora, Oligohymenophorea, Peniculida, Parameciidae. The record is from the annotation of a GenBank genome assembly.